This is a messenger RNA of Salpingoeca rosetta, 1858 nucleotides long. RefSeq lists its product as uncharacterized. Bases 94 to 1563 code for a protein of 489 amino acids. The record is from RefSeq and is a predicted model, not a curated record. The transcript has 14 exons. Lineage: Eukaryota; Choanoflagellata; Craspedida; Salpingoecidae.
CGGACAGACGCGAGUUUGGAGGAUUAGCAAAAGACAUCCAAAUAUUUUCUGAUUGUUGUUUGUUGUUUGGAGCGCAAAGCAAACGCAACAAGGAUGGCGAUGGCACGACGAGUCCUGCCUGCGGGCGUGGGUGUGUUCACCGUGGUGUUGGUGGCGGUGAUGGUUGUGGGAACGACGACGCCAGUGUUGGGGAUGCCCAUGCCAAAGAAGACAACCUUGGGCAACUCGGCUUUCUUUGUGGAGGACCUGGCUGAAUUCCUUCACUGGGAUACAACGACGCCAACAACGCCACGCAAUGUUCGCACGAAGCUUGACGCUUGGCUGGCCUCCUUCCAGACCAAUAUGCAGGGCUACACUGAGUCGGCAGCGCAUGCGUUUGAAUGGAUUCCGCAGUACAUCGGCGAGGCGAACCCGCAAAACAGCCUGACGUGGUCCACGCAGUGCUUUGGCCAUAACACCCUUCACGUCACGGAUCUCAGCAGCGAUGGUGCCAAGCUGCACGUCAACUUCUCCGAGCCCAUCUCCUCGUCAUCGUGCGAGGAAGACUUUUACAUGGUGGCCACCAUCCAAGGCCUCUUCUUUAUUCAGGUGCACGCUGCCAAAGCCGAGGUACACCAAUGGCCAGGCAACAUCAACUCCCAAGAACUUUCGUGGAUCAACCGAAACGGGUUCCGUGUGUUCCGGUUCAACGGCACGCUGGACUCAACACUGCGCUCUCUCGGCGCAACAGCGAGUCUCUUCCUCCCCGCCGAACUCACACGCGAGGUGUGGGAGAAGGUUGGCGCACGCAACGUAGAGUUUCUGCGGGCAAAAGCGUUCUAUGAGCUGCCGGAGCGAAACACAACAGAUGUGAUCCCAGACGAGAGCGACAUCCACGACGGCGACUUCUUUGGCGUCCUGCGUCUCGAUGGCCUUGAUCCAAUGCUCGCCUGGGCGAUGGGCGCUCACACAGGUCACACGACCGUAGCGCUUCGCUUUGAUGGCGAGUUGUACAUCUGCGAGAGCACAACCGUGUCCUCCUAUUGGCCAACAGACGGCAUUCAGAAGACCCCGUACCGGCAGGUUCUGAUUGGGCUGGUGGAGAAGGUGGAUGCGGACAUUGCCGCGAUGAUGUGGACGAUGGCACUCAACAAGCGUCUUGGCACUGCCAACCUGACGGUUGCCGAGGUCUACGACACCGCCGCCAGCCGCAACAUCUCCUUCACCACCCUCUUUGCCAUGCCAGAGCAGGACUCGUGGCAAUACGUGGAUGGGUACUCGAUGGUGUGCGACGUGCUUGUGUGCGAGACGUGGAAGGCAGCAGGCCUUAUGGGCGCUUUGACCGACAAGAUCCAGUGCACAGAGUUUACAAACUGGGAUGCGUACACGCUGAACAUCUUUGACUCGACCACACCCCGUCCGGCCGCGUGCAAGGCAGCCGACCCAGACCUCCCAUUCUGCCAGAUCUUGGGCAAGUACCGGAUGGAUCUUCCGUUUUACAACAGUCGUCCCAUGGUUCCGCACAUGGCCGAGCGCUGUCCUCGUGGUCCUCCCCCACACUUUCCCAAACCAUCAGGCUGUUGACCUGGGUAUGCAUGUGCGCACAUGCGACUGACGUACAUCCGUACGCGCGCGCACGUGCGUGCGUGUGUUGCAUGAUUCAAAGGCCUGGUUUUGAUGUUCACCAAUGCCUUACCUUGUUCCGCUUGCGCUGUCAUCAUCUCAUUUUGCUUUCGUUAUUGGCCAUUCUUUGCUUUUUGCUUUUUGUUCUUGCUGCCAUGCACACGUGUUUGCCACCGUGCACAGGUGGUCGCGCUUUCCCCACUUGCUGCGUUUUGCCAUCUGUCACGUUCACCAACAGUACACAAUCACCCCCAAA